UUCACAUGAAGGUUUUUGUCGUUUUUGUCUUGGCAAUUGCCGCCGUUUCUGCUGAAGUCCUGCCCAAGGACACUCCAGAACAUCCCCGUGAUAGCCCAGCUAUUUCGUCCUUAGAUGGUCGCAUUACCAAUGGAAAGAAGGCAGCUGCUAACCAGUUUCCCUACCAGGUGGGACUUAGUUUCAAAAGCUCCGCCGGCAGUUGGUGGUGCGGUGGUUCGAUCAUAGCAAAUAAAUGGGUUCUAACUGCUGCCCAUUGUACCAAAGGAGCCUCUUCUGUGACCAUCUACUAUGGAUCCACGGUUCGCACCAGUGCCAAACUGAAGAAAAAGGUCUCCAGCUCCAAGUUUGUGCAGCAUGCCAGUUACAAUGAGGCCUCUUUGCGCAACGACAUCUCCCUGAUCAAGACUCCAUCCGUGACUUUCACGGCUUCCAUCAAUAAGAUUGCCCUGCCCGCCAUCGCCAGCAGCUACUCCACAUACGCCGGACAGACGGCAGUGGCCUCCGGAUGGGGCAGUACCUCCGAUUCCACCAUUGCCGCUGUCACGAACCUUCAAUAUGCUGAACUUCAGGUCAUUACCAACGCUGUGUGUCAGCAGACCUUUGGCUCAUCAGUGGUCACCAGUGGAGUGAUCUGCGUGGCCUCCAGCAACAAAAAGUCGACCUGUCAAGGCGACUCUGGCGGUCCUUUGGCUUUGAACAAUAGGCUAAUUGGAGUGACUUCGUUUGUGUCCUCGAAGGGAUGUGAGAAAAAUGCCCCUGCUGGUUUCACUCGCGUCACCAGCUAUCUGGAUUGGAUCAAGAGCAAGUCCGGCGUUUUUUAUUAGCCUUAAUUCAGAACAAGAACAAUAGAGAACGAUUCAGUCUGGUCCCUCGACUAUCAGA
Messenger RNA from Drosophila erecta, 882 nucleotides. RefSeq names its product serine protease 1. Gene Ontology annotation, molecular function: serine-type endopeptidase activity. The transcript is spliced from 2 exons. The record is from RefSeq and is a predicted model, not a curated record. Gene Ontology annotation, biological process: proteolysis. NCBI's taxonomy places the organism in Eukaryota, Metazoa, Arthropoda, Insecta, Diptera, Drosophilidae. The coding region runs from base 6 to 824 and encodes 272 amino acids.